Molecule: messenger RNA, 300 nt
Organism: Sorex fumeus (smoky shrew)
Lineage: Eukaryota; Metazoa; Chordata; Mammalia; Eulipotyphla; Soricidae
Product: C-C motif chemokine 22-like
Exons: 3
Coding region: 1-300 (99 amino acids)
Biological process (GO): lymphocyte chemotaxis; neutrophil chemotaxis; inflammatory response
Cellular component (GO): extracellular region
Molecular function (GO): chemokine activity; CCR chemokine receptor binding
Source: RefSeq, a predicted model, not a curated record
AUGGCCACUCAGCACACCUGGCUCCUGGCCACCUUGGCCCUCCUCGCUGUGGUCCUUGGAGUGACUGAGGCUGGCCCCUACGCCGCCAAUGUGGAGGACAGCACCUGCUGCAGGGCCUACACCCGCCGCCCGCUGCCCUUGGUCGCCGUGAAGGACUUCUACUGGACUUCCCUCUCCUGCCGGAGGCCUGGCGUGGUCUUACUGACCGUCAAGAACCUGGAGAUCUGCGCGGACCCCAGCCAGGCCUGGGUGAAGAGGAUCAUCCGGAAGUUGGGCAGGGGAGGAAAGAUGCCGGUCUGA